CCUUACGUAGCAGGCGGUGAGGAUGUCAUCCAAAAUUAUGUAUUGCAUUCAUAUGAUGUCCAACAUCGUUUGUUUAAUUUCGUGUUAGAUAGAGAUUUUUGGAGCUCAUUGUUUGGGCAUACACACGACGGAUGGUUGGAGUCAGCGCAUAUAACCAUUUGGUACCGACUAUUGAUGGAGAGACGGUUUGAGAGCGACCAACAUACAAUAAUGCCUCCAAAUUUUUUUGUUUCUCAUGCUUUGGAAGAAGGACAGGACUGGAGGGCGUUUAUGGCUGGUAUUGCUACGUACCCCAACUUCAUGGUUGCUUGGUGGAAUGUUGAUACGGUCUUAUUGCCGAUUCAUUCAUCCCCUAAUCAUUGGCUAUUUGGGGAACUACGAUUAGCGUCAAUGGAAGUGCAUAUUUAUGACAGUCUUGGUAGAGGGGCUUAUGAAAAAUUCAAAUAUGAAGGAAUCUUUUCCAAAUUUGUACGUCGGGUGGCAAAUUAUUUGGACAAGAUUAAGUAUUGGGCCCGGAGGAACAUCCCAAGGAUUCCAUUGAAUAUGCAAUUCAUUUAUGAAGAAAAUGUUCCCCAACAAAGUAGUCAUUUGGGAGAUUGCGGUGUUUUUCUUUGUAUGUUUAUGGAGCAAUUGGUUUCAGGUCAACCAAUAUGUGUUCUUAUUGACCCAAAGAACGCAGCUUUAGAGUUCCGUCUACGGAUGACAAAAAUUAUUUGGGGGUCUAGUCUUGGUCCUAUGUAA
Lactuca sativa (garden lettuce) is the source of this 741-nucleotide messenger RNA. The record is from RefSeq and is a predicted model, not a curated record. Lineage: Eukaryota; Viridiplantae; Streptophyta; Magnoliopsida; Asterales; Asteraceae.